AUGUCAGCUAGACAAAGAGAUAGAUACAGAAACUUCAAGAUAAGUAAUGAUCUAAAUGGAGAAGCUGAUGCAGAGGAGAUCGACAUGGAUAACAGAUGGUCUAUUAUUGCUCUGAGUACUUAAACCUUUUCUAAAAUUUAUGAGCAGCAAGUUGAGCAUAUAAUUAAACUAACUAAGAACCUGAAAAGGCAUGCUAACUUUGAGGUAGAAAAACAGAAUGACGAGAAUGCAAGGGAGGAGAGAAAGAGUAGGAAUGACAGAGAUAGAAUAAAUGAUGAGAUGAUGAAUAUGAAUGCUAUAGUGGACAUUGACAAGAUUAAUUUCGAGAUAAACUUCGAAACAUAUAUAGAUCCAUUCUUUAAAAAGACUAGUUAGAUGUUUGAUGAGGCAAAUGCAUCAGGCUUACUUUUGAAUAAUCUUCAUAUUAAUAGAGAAGUUAUGGUGUCACUUGAUGCCUAGGCACCUCUUGAUUAAAAUUAGAGAUAAAUGAACCAGAACAUAUACCAUAGACGAUUAGUGAAUGCUGCCAAAGAUUCAUUUAAGGAAGCUUUCAAAGAGUAAGAGAUGUCGAUGGGCCUCAGAGAUUUUAUACUUGAUUUGAAAGAUGAAAUUAAUAAGCAAGUAAGACUUAAUUAUUAAUCAGAAAACAGCAGAAUAUGCAAAUAUGUCCAUAUGCUAGCCUCCUAGUUUAAGCCUUUAAGAAGUUUAAACUAGUAAGUAAGAGCAAAAGCUGCAAGGUAAAAUAAUUCAGCUAGGGAUAAUCUUCAAAAUAUGAAGCUCAAUAAUAGCAAUAUGCCUGAUUAAAUUGAUGAUGGAAAUUUUGACAUGGACUUUGCUUAGUUCUAACCAAGCGAAUUGCUUCUUCAUCAAGAUGACUUUUAGGCUGAUGAAGUCCCAGAAAGUUUUGCUGAUAAAUUGUUCCUAAGGAAAAGUGGGCGAUAGACUUCUAAGAAAAAGGAUGAAAUUAACUUAUUUCCUUAAAAUCAACAAAAUGACACUAAGAAGAGAAGAGAUAAUGACAACAGAAGAAUUAGAAAUGCUGAUACUAAAAGGCUUUUGGAUAUAUUUGAAGAUAUACCAAACAGGAGGGAUCCUCGUCUGAGACAACAGAUAACGGCUCUAGUUAAUAUGAGCAGAAAUGAUGCUUAUAUGCCAAAAGGUUUGAACGAUGACCCAAUCAUUAAUGAUACUUAUAGUAACACAGAUUUCCUCUGUCAUCACAGAUUUAUUCAGAGGAAGCAGUAUCUGAUAACUAAGCCAUAAACAACUGUAACUAUGAGUAGGGAAUACAAUGAAUACUUAGAGCUUCUGAGUUCUAAUUUUGAUUAGAGAAAAGAGAGAAAAAUAAAAGCAUUCCUGAAGGAUGAUUAUGAUGAUGAAGAGGAUUAUGAAGAUGAGUAAGAUCAAGAUUAAGUCGAUUUAAUAGUUGAUAAUGAUCUAGAUAAUGAUAAUUACAUGAAUGAUGAAGCUAAUAACGAUUAAUACUACUAAGAAGAACAAAAAAGUGAUUAGCAUUUAAAUGGGAGUUAAGAGAGUAAGAAUGAAAGAUAAUAAUUCUAAUAAGAAAACCCAGAGGAAAAUGGCAAUGAAUCAGAUAAUGAAUUGAUGGCUCUUUUUAAAGAUUAGGGUAAUGUUUAGAGAUCCCCAAAUGACUAGAUUAAACAAGAACUUGAUCAAGAUCCAGGAGUUAAUUAAUAAUCAUCAAGGAGAAGGCAACGCCGAUUUAAGACCAAUAUUCUGAAUAUAAGACGUAUAAAAGAGACAAUGAAUAACUAUAUUGGCUAGGAAAAUAGAAGUAACAAUAUAGAUGACUUGGUUUUCAGUGAUAUAUGCUUGAAGACCUAGAACUUUAUAGAGGAGUAAGAUGAGGCUACAGUUAAUGUCUAGACUAGCUUCUUAUGCCUGCUGCAUCUUGCUAAUGAAAAAAGUUACGAUUUGGAAUGUCUAUAGGACCGAAGAAUUAAUUUGAAUGAUAUCAAAAUUACACCCAGCAAUAGUGAAUGA
This is a messenger RNA of Stylonychia lemnae, 2004 nucleotides long. The record is from the annotation of a GenBank genome assembly. NCBI's taxonomy places the organism in Eukaryota, Ciliophora, Spirotrichea, Sporadotrichida, Oxytrichidae.